CCCGGCGGGGCUUGUCUGCUGGUCCUCUAUUGGCCGUGGCGGGGGUGUCUGGUGACGUGGCCGCCGGUGCCGGCGGCGGGUGCCGGCAGCGGGGCGAUGCGCGGGCGAGUGGCGGCGGGCGCACAUGGCCAGGAUUGGCGUUUCUUGCCCGGUGUGGCGCUCAGCGGGACCCUGCCCGUGCCCGGUGCCGCGGCAGCGCCCGGCAGCGCUGGCGUUGGCCCUCGCCGUGGGGCUGCUACUGCUGCUGGCGGUCGCCGCACCCCGUCGCUGGGCCGCACCUCCCCGCGCCGCCUGGCGCGACGAGAGGUACCUGGCACGGGCGGAAGAGCUGACGGCCACUGACACCGAGGACUCUGCUCUCAAUUACGGAGUGGUGAUUGACUGCGGGAGUAGCGGGUCCCGGGUAUUCGUCUACUUCUGGCCCCCGCACAACGGGAACCCCCACGACUUGCUGGACAUCAAGCAGAUGAGGGAUCGGAGCAGCCGUCCCGUCGUCAAGAAAAUUAAACCAGGCAUCUCCGUGGCAGCGGCCCCCCCCGAGCAAGCUACGCCCUACCUGCGUCCUCUGCUUCAGUUCGCGGCAGCCCACGUCCCAGCUCAGAAGCACAAGGAAACUCCACUUUACAUCCUAUGCACGGCAGGCAUGCGGCUGCUGCCCGAGAGGCAGCAAGCUGCAAUCUUGGAAGACCUGGUGAGAAAUGUGCCCCUGGAGUUUGAUUUCCUCUUCUCCAAAUCACAUGCAGAAGUGAUCUCAGGGAAACAGGAAGGUGUUUAUGCUUGGAUCGGCAUCAACUUUGUCCUGGGCCGGUUUGAUCAUGAGGACGAGGAGGAUGCAAUGGUCACUGUAGCACUGGGGGACCACGGAGAGUCGCUGGUUCGGAAGCGAACAGUUGGGAUCCUAGACAUGGGAGGCGCCUCCCUACAGAUCGCCUAUGAGGUGCCCGACUCUGGAGCUUUCUCCUCGCAGCAGGAGGAGGCUGCUAAGAGCUUGCUGGCAGAAUUCAACCUGGGUUGUGAUGUGCAGCACACUGGCCACAUGUACCGUGUCUAUGUCAACACCUUCCUGGGCUUCGGGGGCAAUUUUGCCCGGCAGCGCUAUGAGGACCUUGUGCUGAACCAGACCUAUGUGCACAACCGCCUACAUGGCCAGCAGACAGGGCUGAGCCCAGAGAUGCCUUUCCUGGACCCUUGCCUGCCUGUGGGGCUGGAGGACACUGUGGUGAGGGGCCGCCAAACCCUCUACGUGCGGGGUCGAGGGGACUGGCUGGCCUGUGUGGAAAUGGUGCAACCCCUCCUAGCUGCACCCAACAGCAGCCAGGCCUCCCUGGUGGGGACCUACAAAGCACCCAUUGACUUUGGCAACAGUGAAUUUUAUGGCUUCUCUGAGUUCUUCUACUGCACCGAGGAUGUGCUGCGCCUGGGGGGCCGCUACAGUGCCCCCACCUUCACUGCUGCUGCCCAGGAGUACUGCAGGCAACGAUGGGAGGUGCUGACCCAGCGCUUCCGUGGUGGCCUCUACUCUGCACAUGCUGACCAGCACCGGCUAAAGUAUCAGUGCUUCAAAUCAGCCUGGAUGUAUCAGGUCCUUCACCAGGGCUUCCACUUCCCCCUGGACUACCCCAGCCUGCGCACAGCCCAGCUGGUAUAUGACCGGGAGGUGCAAUGGACGCUGGGAGCCAUUCUCUACAAGACACGGUUUCUGCCACUCAGGGAUCUCCGUCGGGAGAGCAUGAGGCAAGCACAUCCCUCCUGGCUGCGCCUCUCUUUUGUCUACAACCACUACCUUUUCUUCGCCUGCAUCCUGGUCGUAGUGCUGGCUAUAGUCCUCUACCUCCUGCGGCUGCGCCGCAUCCACCGCCGGCAGCUGCGCUCGGCCCAGCUCACCCUGCUCUGGCUGGACAAGGUUGUAGUGGCACCAAGCCAGGGAAAUGGGCCAUGAUACUGGUGGUACCCACCUUCCAGUUGCACCAGCAGAACCAGGACUGGAUGACAGCCUGGGCUCCAAGGGCUUUCUUAAAGGCUAUUUCAGUUCUGCAAUCCAUCAUCUCCACAUCAGAAACACAGCCUGUGGGCCGAGGCAGCUGUGGACAUUGGAACUUUCCUUUCCACCUUGCUCCAGUCCUAAUCUUAGCAUUCCUUGGCCUCCAGCCUUUGCCUGUAGAGCAAAGUCCUCUGAUGCCAGCAGGCUCAAGGUUGCAGCCCUGGCAGGGCCCUCAAAUAAGCAGGGCACUAUCACCAAUGCAGCCAACCUAAGGCUUGAGGCACGGGGCCACCCCAUGAUUCAUCCACUGGUUUGCAGAGCAGGCUAAGUGAAGUGCUGUAGUUUAUCACCUGGGGUGGCCUUUCUGCAGUCUACUAACCCAGGGGGUAAAAAUCAGCAGUUGCCAGGGAAGUAACUGCAGAAAUCAGGUGAGUCACAAAUUCCCCUGAACUGCU
This is a messenger RNA of Dryobates pubescens (Downy woodpecker), 2436 nucleotides long. It is a transcript of the gene ENTPD7, whose product is annotated as ectonucleoside triphosphate diphosphohydrolase 7. Bases 125 to 1939 code for a protein of 604 amino acids. The record is from RefSeq and is a predicted model, not a curated record. Gene Ontology annotation, molecular function: nucleoside diphosphate phosphatase activity. NCBI's taxonomy places the organism in Eukaryota, Metazoa, Chordata, Aves, Piciformes, Picidae. Gene Ontology annotation, biological process: nucleoside diphosphate catabolic process. Gene Ontology annotation, cellular component: membrane. The transcript is spliced from 12 exons.